Messenger RNA from Cataglyphis hispanica, 1109 nucleotides. It is a transcript of the gene Gip, whose product is annotated as putative hydroxypyruvate isomerase. Lineage: Eukaryota; Metazoa; Arthropoda; Insecta; Hymenoptera; Formicidae. Gene Ontology annotation, molecular function: hydroxypyruvate isomerase activity. The record is from RefSeq and is a predicted model, not a curated record. Gene Ontology annotation, biological process: glyoxylate metabolic process. The coding region runs from base 166 to 954 and encodes 262 amino acids. The transcript has 5 exons.
UGAAUAUAUGCCUAUGGCGAUCUUUGAAAUUAUCUCUGAUCGCGAUAGUUGCUAUAGAUUUUUUUCUUAUCAUAGAGAUAAGAAUUAUUAUAUAAUAUAUCAAUACAUGCUGUAAUUGACUAAAAAUUCAUUUUGUAAUAGAUCACGUUUUGUAUAACUACUACCAUGGCUUUAAAGUUUGCUAGUAACCUAUCUUUUAUGUUUACGGAGGCCCCCAGUAUUAUUGACAGAUAUCAGCUGGCUAAACAAGCAGGAUUUAAAGCAGUUGAAAGUGGAUUUCCAUUUGGCUUUUCUAUUCAACAGGUUGCCGCAGCUAGAAAGAAAGCAGAUGUCGAUCAAAUACUUUUAAACGUAUUCACAGGUGAUGUUACAAAAGGAGAAUUGGGCUUUGCUGCAAUUCCAGGUGAAGAGGAAAACUUUAAAAAAAGUAUUGAGAAAACGAUAGAAUAUGCAAAAGCUUUGGAUUGUAAAAUGAUUCAUGUAAUGUCAGGAAAAGUGGAAUCGCCCACUGCUGCUAAUGACAUAGUUUAUGAAAAAAAUCUGUUAUAUGCCAUUGAAAAAUGUAAAUCGGAAGACAUUGUCGUUCUUAUUGAACCAAUUAAUAAUUACAGUGUUCCUAAUUAUUAUAUGAAUAAUUUUCAGAAAGGUUUAAAUUUGGUUAAGAAGAUAAACAGUAUACACUUUAAGCUACAAAUGGAUAUUUUUCAUUUACAACAUUGCUGUGGUAAUAUUACAAAAUGCAUUCAGGAUUUUUUACCUUAUGUGGGCCACAUUCAAAUAGCUCAAGUUCCUGAUAGGCAUGAGCCAGAUACUCCAGGAGAGAUUGAUUAUAAAUAUGUCUUUUCUUUAUUAGAAAGAACAGGCUACACUGGAUAUAUUGGUUUAGAAUAUUGGCCAAAAUCAUUAACAACAGAAGGAUUAAAUUGGAUUAAGAAAUAUGGUUACAACCUGUAAAUAGAUAUUUAUGUAUGUAUAUAUAUCAAUGUAUAAAUGAUUUUUUUUUAUUUAUAAUCUCUUAAAUGAGAAAUAUAUUUUCAUAUUAUAUCUGUAUUACAUAUGAAUUAUAAUGAAAUAAACAUCUACAUACCAAUUUUAUGUAAACAUAUAAA